This is a messenger RNA of Aegilops tauschii subsp. strangulata, 492 nucleotides long. RefSeq lists its product as uncharacterized. NCBI's taxonomy places the organism in Eukaryota, Viridiplantae, Streptophyta, Magnoliopsida, Poales, Poaceae. The record is from RefSeq and is a predicted model, not a curated record.
AUGGAGAAGUUGGGCAUCAAGGAGAAGCAGCUCCUGCCCAGUCGGACUGUCUUCCACGGCACCGGACUUUCCUGCUCCCUAAUCGGCAAGAUCAAGAUCGACGUCCUGUUCGGUGAUAAAGACCACUUCUGCCGCGAGCCAAUCUGGUUCGAGGUGGUUAACCUGGACAGCCCCUACCACGCGCUCUUGGGCCGGCCUGCGCUGGCCAAGUUCAUGGCAGGCAUCAUCACCAUAGCCGGCGACUACCAGAAGUCGGCCGCAUGUGCUGCUGCCAGCAGUCGGCUGGCCGAGUCCCUCGUCAUCACCGAAGAGAAGCGUCUCCUUGACCGGGUGGUGGCCAUGGCCAGCAAGCAGCCGGGCAUGCCAUCCGACCCCAAGGAGACAGAGGCUCAGGGCUCCUUCCAGCCGGCCAAAGAGACCAAGAAGAUUGCCUUGGACCCAGAGCACCCGGAGAGAUUUGCUGUCGUAGGCUCCAAUCUCGACAUCAAAUAG